Corvus hawaiiensis (hawaiian crow) is the source of this 3367-nucleotide messenger RNA. RefSeq names its product ankyrin repeat domain 40 (gene ANKRD40). The transcript is spliced from 5 exons. Gene Ontology annotation, molecular function: protein binding. The record is from RefSeq and is a predicted model, not a curated record. The coding region runs from base 1637 to 2572 and encodes 311 amino acids. Lineage: Eukaryota; Metazoa; Chordata; Aves; Passeriformes; Corvidae.
UAAGGUCCCUUACAACUCAAACCAUUCUAGGAUCUAUGACAUUAUAAUUAAAAAUAGGAAAAAUAAAAUUAGGAAAGGAGCAAGACUUUUAAAGAUGAAAGUUCAAUUAGCAGUUUUGAGAAGCAUGGAACACUUAACAACUUGAGCUUUAAAUUGUGAUUAAAAUUAAAGCUUGUAAAAAUUUAAAAUGAUGGAUUCAUAGGGUGCUGAAUUAUCUUAGUGAGUGAGCUAAAACGCAACCAGUCAUCAGAAUGAGUUUGUGUAUAAACUAGAAUUGAUGAACUAAGUCUUGUCAUAAAAUAUAAUUAUUUUAAAAAAUAAUGAUCUGGUAAUUUUUAACCAUGGCAAUAAAUGGAUCUUCACUGUUGUUUAAGUUUCUUUGUACAAUUAAAAUUUCUCCAGUGAGCUUCUUAGCAUGUGUGAUGCUUAGAGGUACUGCGUACUUACAUUUUGGUGCGUAUCAGGUCCAUGGGUAGAUGGUUCCUCUCUGCACAGGCCAUGUGGAAUGGCCAGGAUGAAUCCCAAAAUGAGGCUGUGCUGUUGAGCCUUACUUAUCUUCUCUAUAAACUGAACCCAGCAAAUUUUGUGCUCAAAGCAAAUACCACCCUGUCUGUCUGACUUUGCAGUCUCUUUAAAAAAAGCCCCACCAAACCAAACCAAACCAAACCAAACCAAACCAAAAAACCCAAAGUGGAAAAAGCUUUUUGGAGCUGGACUUGAAACUGAAAGUUUAUUCCCUUCUAAGUUUAUUUAUCUCUGCUUUAUUUUAUAUAAUUCUUAAAUAGAAAUAAACAAAGUUGGAGAAGGGUUAAGCAUGUACAUUUUUCUGAAGAGUUUCCUUAAGCCGGAGCUAGAGAAUUAAAAUAUAACAGGUAGAGAAAGGUCAAACAGCACUAGAACCUGGGAUAGAGAAGAAUGGUACAACUCUAUAGCAAGUUACAUGUGUGAGUCUAAGUCCUUAAUACACACACUGAAUUAAGAUCUAAGCACUAAGCAGCUUUUAGGAUGUUUCCUUAAUAUGUCUCACUAGUCAGCAACUGCAAAUAAUUUGAAAACACAGAAAAGUGAUUAGUUCUGUGCAUCACUUACAGACAGCAGAAAAUUAGUUGUCUGCAGAUCUAAGCUGAGUAGUUACUGAUGCAGCAAAUGGCAACUGGGCAAAGAACUGUUCUUAGAAACUGUGUUUUACAAUAUUUCAAACAUAAUUUACUUGCCAAAAAGUGCAAGUACUUGUGCUGGCAGCAUUAAUUAAAGAGUACAUAUAGCAUCCCAGGGAGAUAUUGGUAAUAGAUCACAUAUACACACAAACACAAGUAUUUUAAGUACAGCUGAUUAUUUCAAAGGUUAAAGUAUCAUACACAAACCUUAUUUUCAUAUUUAUUUUUCCAGAAACGACUGUAGCCUAAGAAAUGAUAAAUUGAAAGGAUCCUGAACUUGAAAAAUACUACUGUAGUCAAGAGCAUUGGAGCAAAGAGAAAAUGACAUCAGCAGGUACCACUGCAGGCUCCAAAUUCAGAGUGAAUUUCCAAGGAAGUUUGCAACUCAGACCUAUUUUACAUGUGCAUAGAGUGUUCUCACAGGCAGCAAGAAUGAGUGGAGAUGACUCUGUCAAACCUCAGGAUUUGACACAGGGUUCAUGUUUUCCAUGUACAGGACCUGUUUGCACUGGGCCUGCAAGCGGAACCACGUGGCGGUCGUGGCUUAUCUGCUGCACGCUGGGGCUGACAAGGACAUCCUGACCAAGAAAGGGGAGAGGCCAGCCCAGUUAACAUCCAAGAGAGAGAUCAGGAAGAUGUUGGGAGUGGAAGAUGAUGAACUCCCAGACUUAAAGCAAGAUUCAGAUCUGCCAAUCAUCCCCAAUUACCUGGCUAACCCACCUUUCCCAUAUGUUUACAACACCUCGAGUACCAGUAUUCCAGAUCCCACCCUGAAUGGGAAUCUCUCACACUUGGAACCACAACACACCAACUCUCCAUCUGUACCUGACUCUGUCGCCUACAGACAAGCACCGCUACAGCCCGGGAAUGCUGCUCCUGAGGCGCCUCCCAACGGGGACAUCCCACGCCUGCCCCGAGGGUCUGCUGGGCCCCUACACCCAAAUCCUGUCCUCCAGAGAGCUCCUGUUUACCAGGGGUCAGUGUCUUGGGGCAGAAGCCCCUCUUUGCCAGCAGGAUCCAACCAGUCCUUACCCCAGCAAGGGAAUGGCUCCUGCAUGGGGCCCGUGCCAGCCUUUCAGCCUGUUUUCUUCACAGGAGCUUUUCCACUAAACGUGCAAGAACUGGUGCUGAAAGUGAGAAUACAAAACCCUAAUCUUAGAGAAAAUGACUUCAUUGAAAUUGAACUGGACAGACAAGAAUUGACCUACAAAGAGCUGCUCCGAGUGAGUUGCCGUGAGCUGGGUGUGAACCCUGAGCACAUCCAGAAGAUCAGAAAAUUACCAAAUACAAUGUUAAGAAAGGACAAGGAUGUUGCAAGGCUACAGGAUUUCCAAGAACUGGAGCUUGUUCUAACAAGUUCAGAGCCCGAGCAGGCUGUGCAGUGUCUGUGGGCUGCUGGGGCAGUCCUGGCCUGAGCCCCUGUGCCUCCACCUGCUGCGGCAGGUAAGGGACAGCAGCUGCCUGUGUCACCGCCCGUGUCACCGCCAAUCCAGCGGGAGCUGUCCCCAAAGCGCCCCGGGCUCGCUGAUCUCAGCUUGGAAGCGCUUGGAGUGCAGGGACUGAGCACACCAGAGGGAGCUCCCAGCCUGCCGCCAGGCGCCAGCACAGAUCCCUGCAAACACCCCAGUUCCCUCUGUGCCCAGCCACCACGCUGAAGCUCAGUCUCCCCAGGGGAAUACAGAAGGUUUUGUCACACCAAAAGAGCCUCUUCUGCAAAGUGCCAGAGGUCAAACAUAGUCCCAGUCAUUGGCAAUAUCUGUUUUUAUACCAGAUUGCUGGUGGAGUAUUAAGUUCUCUGUAAUGGAAUAAUAAAAUCAUCAUUCCUCAUGUCACCCAGGCUGCUGCCUUCUCCCUGUCACAGGAAGGUUCAGGCACUGGCUGAAUCCAGGAGGAUUCAGGGUUAACCAGCCAGACCCCCUAGAGAAAAGCUCAGCUGUUGGGCAGCAACCUUGCACAGACACUGAUCCCUAUCUAUGCAUUCCCAGGAAAUUUUUAUACCUUGUGUCAUUUAUACCAGGAAGAUACUAUUAACACUCCCCAGUCCCAGCAGUGUAUAACCACUACAUUCUGUCUGUGAUAAAUAAUUCGUUACUUUGUGCUCUGCUACAUUAAAUGUUAAUGUCUAAUAAAUGCUUGGCUGCAGAUUCGUGUUUCUAUUCAAGAAGUAUAAUGUGUAAGAAUUAAUAAAUUAUUAUUUUUGUCUUCUCAAA